AUGAUCUCAACAGAUAACAACGAUAAUAAUAACAAUACAGACUCUACAGAAAAAGGACAGGAGCAGAUCGUAAUGAACUUUGUGGUCGACGAAAUUGUUAAACAAAUGGAUGGCCAUGGUCGUUCAAGCUGCCCAGAUUAUGAAAGUUCUUCUUUUAUGUCUUUACUCAAAGGAAGUGAAGUGAGAGAAAAAAUCACACAUGAAAUAUCCAAGUUUGUGAAGAUCAAAAUUGAAUGUUCACCACAUGGAUUUCAGCACAACCAAUUUUGUUCCCCUGCUCAAACAAAGUAUUCAUGCUAUGUGAAUGAUGUCAUUCGCGUUUCUGUGGUUUUUGAUCACAAAUUUUUGGAUUCUAUUGCAUCAGAACAAUCAGUCUCUCCCAUUGCUGAAAGUUAUUGUUCAAAGUUACUUGACAAAUGUCAAGUUCAAUUAAUGUCAUUCGUUGAAGGUUCAACACAAAACUCGAGUGAGAAAAACACAGCUGAAGAAUUGAAUAUCAUGAUGGGAAAACUGGGUGACAAAACCAAUGAGAAUGAAAAGUUUGGCUCGUUUCAUAUCCCAAGACCUUCUCAAAAACGAGGAAAGAAGAAGGAAAAGUCUACCGUUAAUACUGUGACCAAGAAGAUUGGUUUUGUGCAAUUGGUUCAUUAUGAAUCUAGGAAAGUUUUGGCUCGUAGCGAGAACUUGUGGAUAAGGUCAAAAUCAAGAGAAGAAAUGGAAACAAAGAAGAGAAGAUCUGUUUUGUCUUCCAAAAAGAACAAGAAAAGAAAGACAAAAACAGAGCUAUUAGACAAGGAAAACGAAGCUCAUCAUAAUGCAUUCAUCCAAGAACCUCUCAUGUCAGAACAAUUUAUUAAGGAUUUCUUUGAAAUGAAUGGAACUAACAGCAGCAACGAGGAGGAAGAACAAGGUCAGCCUCCAAGACCAAACAUUUCUGACCAGUCCCAUACCAAAGCAUAUCUUGCGUCAUCAGAUGCUAUCGAUCUUAAACCAAAACUUUCAACUCUUCCCAGCCAAGACUCUUCGAAUACCUCCAGCACCUCAUUCAACAAUGUCAUCAAUAGUAGUUCAGGCAUCAACUUCAACAACAUGGUCUAUCCAUUCUUCCCAACCUCAAAUGUAACUUCUUACUUCCCUAAUUGUCCCUCCAAUUUUGUUCCAAUCAAUCCAUGCUGCCACCUGAUACCUGUAAAUCCAUUUUUCUUUGAUAACUUUUCCAACCUCACCUCCUGCACCGAUCUUCCUCAAGAAACCGAUCACUUGUUUGAGUUUUCAGCAUUCCCAGAAGAUGAUUGUGGUCUGAAACGUAAACGCAGUCAACUUACUCCAACAGACUUGUUGAGUGACACCACCUUUGAUUUUGAAUUAAGUCCCAAGUCUCUUGAUGAAGAAUCUGUUUGUGACGAGUUCCCAAGUCCUCUUUCGAGUGUUUUUGGAGAACUGAAUUCACCAUCGUCGAAUCCUGCGUCUGCAACUUCAAACACUAGUUUUUGGGACAUGUUCAUGUAA
Molecule: messenger RNA, 1509 nt
Organism: Naegleria fowleri
Lineage: Eukaryota; Heterolobosea; Eutetramitea; Acrasida; Naegleriidae
Exons: 1
Coding region: 1-1509 (502 amino acids)
Source: RefSeq, a predicted model, not a curated record